Messenger RNA from Drosophila serrata, 5209 nucleotides. RefSeq lists its product as uncharacterized. Lineage: Eukaryota; Metazoa; Arthropoda; Insecta; Diptera; Drosophilidae. The record is from RefSeq and is a predicted model, not a curated record. Gene Ontology annotation, cellular component: nucleus.
CGGUCACACUGCGCGAAUGGACAAAAAUUAGAACAAAAAAAGAGGCGAAUUCGCGAAUUGAUGAAAACGCCGCUGCGGAAAUUUUGCCAGCCGAAUGAACACCCACACGCCGGAGCGAGCGGGUGAUUUGCAAACGGAGGAGCGUAAGAUAAAAGGCACGGCGGCGAGCUGAGAGGCGUCACGUAGACGGUACGACUCUGAUCGAUAUAUUCAACACAAGCGCACCAACACACACACAUACACACGUACAGACUCGGGCGCGUACGCACACGCACACAUGGAGAACACUCGAGGAGGAGGUGGCGAAAAUAACGUAGAAUCAGCCACCGGCGGGGCGGAAUUGGCCAAGGAAACGGCAGCGGAGGAGGUGCAAAAGUUGACGACCAGCCAUGUGGAGGGUAUGGAGCCCGCUCAAGGGGUAAACAGCAAUAACAACAACAACAAGACAGAGGCGGCGGCAUCGGCAACGGCGGUUCAGCUUUCGGUGGAAAACAACAACGCAAAUGCCCGCGGAAAUGUCAGUGCUGCAGAAGCAGCAGCAGCAACAACAACAAAGGCAAAUACAGAGGAAACAGUAGCGGGCAGCAACAUUAAUGCAUUACCAAUACAGCAACAAGAACUGCAGCAGUCAGGCGAUGGGAAUGCAAAUAAGACAACUGCAGCAACAACCACAAACACAGCUAUUACAAUUACACCUACAACAAUAGAAGAGGAAGCAGCGGCAGUAAAGGCAGACGAGGCAUCAAAACCAACGACUGCGGCAGAGAAAGAAGCAACAACAACAACAGACGAGAAGACAGAAGAGCGCAAUCACAAGAAGAAGAAGAAAGAUAAGGAGCGCGAGCGAGAUGAAGAUAAGCAUCGACGCAGCAGCGCCACCAGCAACCACAACAACAGUACCAGCAAGGAUCGCGAGAAGGAACGUGAACGGGAACGUGAGAGAGAGCGCAAUCGAGACGGCAGUCACCGGGACAGCAGCUCCAAAUCCUCCAAAGAGACCGAACACAAGUCCAGUUCCUCGCGCAGCAAGGACAAGAAGUAUCAUCGCAGUGAUCGCGACAGGGAAAGGGAGAGGGAACGCGAUCGGGAGAAGAUUCCCUCGUCGUCGUCCAGCUCCUCGUCACACUCACAUCGCCGCCGCAGCUCGGAGAGCAGCAGAAGCAGUCAGAACAGCUCUUCCAAGUCCAAGGAAGCGGCAUCGGAACACAGCCUUAGCCAAGCGGUCACAGCUGCCCUUGAGCAGCAAAUAAAGGUUGAGGAAGGCAAAAAGGAACCAGUGGAAGUUAAACCAGAGCCGGAUGCCGUAACUUCAUUACCUGUACUUAGCAACAACAUCAAAACGGAAGCGGAAAUCAAAAAGGAAGAAGCGGUGCCCAAACUCCUGGUCAAUGGCGAGGCGACGGGGAAAAGCCGCGAAGAGGUCACCCGUCAGCUCAACUUUGGAGACAAGAGCAGCGCCAACUCCAAGCUGAUGCCAUCUCCAGCACCAAAAACCAGCUCAUCGGGAUCGAAUUCCGCCACAGCCAACAAUCAUUCCUCCAGUAACCGCAAGUCCUACACGUCAUCGUCCUCUAGCAACCAUCACAAGGGUUCUUCCUCUUCGUCAUCAUCGUCCCGUCACUCUUCCUCCUCGUCGCGAGACUGCUCAAAAUGCUACAAGCGUUCCAAGAUCAGACGUUCCAGCAUGGGUGUUCAGUGCCUGCAGCAUGCUCCUGUCCCCGGACCCUGGCAAACGGUGCAGAGUCUCCCGCCGAAGCCCAACCGGCAGCCGCCAGUUGGCUUGGAGAACCUCAAGUAUGGCUGCUACUUCCAGGUGGAACAGUAUCCCAAUGGUGGAGCGUCCAUUGUGCAUCUGUACCAGCACGAGAUCGAUGCCCUGCCGCCCGAGGAAAUGGAGGAGCUGGUGGAUGAGUUCUUCGAGGUUUGCUUUGCGGAGGAUGAGCAGGGUUAUGCCCACCACGUAAUGGGCAUUGUUCACGAUGCGGCACGCUAUCUGCCCGAUCUACUGGAGCACAUGGCAGAGAACUACUCAACGCUGACGGUGAAGGCAGGUGUGCUGGGCAGGAACUCGGAUAUCGAAACCUGUACGAUGUCGCAGUAUAAUGAACAGGUUGUUCGCAAUUAUUGCCAGGGAACCUUUCGCUAUGGACCUCUACAUCAGAUCAGUCUCGUUGGCAAGGUCCAUGAAGAGGUUGGCGGCUAUUUUCCUGAUCUUUUGAGACGCAUUGAAAUGAAUCCGUUUCUCAGAAAGACUAUGCCUUGGGCUUGUAAUUCCAUACUGCAGACGGAUCCCCGUCAGUCUAACGAUGGACCUAUCCUAUGGAUACGCGCUGGCGAACAACUAGUGCCCACGGCAGAGCUAAACAGCAAGACGCCGCUCAAAAGGCAGAGAACCCGCAUCAAUGAGCUGCGCAACCUUCAGUAUCUGCCCCGUUUAUCGGAGGCCCGUGAGACCAUGAUCGAGGAUCGCACCAAGGCGCACGCAGAUCAUGUGGGACAUGGCCACGAAAGGAUCACCACCGCUGCAGUUGGCAUUCUAAAAGCUGUUCACUGCGGACAGACGUACAACCAGAACCGCAUCACCAAGGAUGUGGUGGCCUUUGCCGCCCAGGACUUUAAUCAGAUGGUGGAGAUGCUGCAGCUGGACCUGCACGAACCGCCCAUCUCGCAGUGCGUGCAGUGGAUCGAGGACGCCAAACUCAACCAGUUGCGACGCGAAGGCGUCCGCUAUGCCCGCAUCCAGUUGUGCGACAACGACAUCUACUUCCUGCCCCGCAACAUCAUCCAUCAGUUUCGCACGGUAACGGCCGUGACGAGCAUAGCCUGGCAUCUCCGCCUGCGACAGUAUUACCCGGGCCAGGAAGUCAUCAAUGAGCGGAAUAACCCCGUGCUGGCCGAGACGCCGCACUACAAGGAGAAGCAAACGAUAUUGCCGAAUCCGAUUGGACAAGAUGAGGGCUGUGGCGGUGGUGUCGGCAAGAAGACGCCCUCAAAGCGGACGCACGAUGGCAAGGCCAAAAAGAAGCUGAUUGAUCUCGAGCCGGGCAAGGAGCGUCGUUCCAGCGAGAGCAGCAUGGACGAGCAAGCGUCGGCCUCGCCCAGCCAGAACCAAGAGAGUAGCGGCAGUGGAAGUGGCAGUGGCAGUGCCGCUAGUUCACCCAAAAAGAAGCCCAGUAAAGAUGACUCCAAGAUAGACAUGAGGAAGAUGGUACUCGAGCACAAGUACAAGCUGACCAAGGCGGCGGCAGUCCUGGGCAGCCACGAAAGCAAGGAAAAGCCUAAGAAGGAUAAGUCCAGGGAUAAGGAAAAGGAGGACAAGGAGAAAGAUAAGGAUAAGCUCAAGGAUAAAGAGAAGGAGAAGGACAAAGAAAAGGAUAAGGAGAAGGAUAAGGAAAAGAAGGAUAAAGAUAAAGAAAAGGAGAGGAAGGAUAAAGAAAAGGAUUCGGAGAAGGAUAAGAGAAGCGAUCACACGCCCAAAAAGCAUCCAGCAACGCCAGCCAAGACCUCAACCCUAAGUGCGCCUUCGCCGGCCAAGAUGCCACGCCUAAACAAUGAAGCAGCUACCAAUCCUUCCGCUGCGGCUGUUGCACCUUCAAUCCCUACUCCCAUCCCAACACCCACCCCUCUGCCAACUCCUAUACCCACUCCUGCACCCUCUAAAACCUUGACACCGCCUUCAAUCCUGUCGGGACUGCCACCGCCACUUGUGCCUCAGACGACGCCUUUCAUUCACCAUCAUCGCUUGAACCAAAAGGAGCCCGAGAUCAAGAUCGAAGUGAAGAUCGUGUCCGAUAGCAAAAGCAGUGAUACCAGUACCUCUAGUGUGGCAGCAACUCCUCCUCCCCCACCGCCGCCGCCGCCGCCGCCACCUCCCGAACCCGAGCCCGUCGACGAUGUGGGCAACGAGUUAAUCGUGGAGAGCACACCGCAACUGGAUGAGGCGGAGGUGCCUGAAGUGUGUGCCGAGGAGGAGAUUGUAGAAAUGGACAUACCCAUACCCAAGGAACCGCCGAUCCUGGGACUCGCAACUCCCAGAGAAGUCACCUCCAUGUCUGUUUCAGUGAUUCGUCAACCAUCGGGAUCAGCACCAGCAGCACUAACAGCACCUCUUCCUACUUCUGCGCCGCCUCCAUCCGCCGCUCAUCAAAUUGUUAAGGUAGUUCUGCCCGCCUCCCUAACUUGUCCAAACAUCACCAGAAUGUCGGUGGUGCUGCCUCCCCUGCCUCCAUUGCCACCGUCAAGGUCAACGGCACCGCCGCCUCCACCACCGCCACCGAGCAGCAGCGGCAGCAGCAGCCUCACCACCACCACCAACCCCUCCCCAUUGAAGCCCACCUACAAGACCUUCAGCUUGCCCUCGCACAAGAUCAUCAUAGCAGGCGGUAAUCGAGUGGCCGUCAAUAAAGGAGCAACUAAAACGCCAGUGGAUCUGCUGGGCUCCAUAAUGGCCAGCAUGGACAAGCCGGGAGCGGGCAGUAGUAACUCCUCAUCCACCACAUCAACGACAUCCUCGGCAACAACGAAUAAUAGUUCACUCUCCCCCUACGCCAACUCCAACAAUAGUUAUUAAGAAAACUAUUGGAAGCUAGCUUGGGGUUAAAAGCAGCAGAGUAGAGGCUCCUCUUUUUGGACUUUAAAUGUGAAACGAUAUAUAUCAGGAAAGCCACAGAAAUCACUGCGGAAUUAACAUCUCUUAAAAGCGAUCCAAAUGUUUGCUUUGAUAUUUCAACUAGGUAGAUCUUAAAUUUCCAGCUAUUUCUGUGGCACUCCUGUUUAUAUUUUUGUAAAUUUAAUCAAAGCCUCCCGGGGUUUCUGUUUAACGGAAGCCCAGAGAGGUAUCAUCCUUUGCGGGAAGAGAUCAGAAAAGGCUGAAGGAGUGUCUCCCUCACUUGCCACCAAACUUGAAUUCUAUGUUUCACUAAUCUCCAGUUUCCUGGCGACCGUACAACACCUCCUUAAGCCUUGAAAACGAUCUCUCCCUAAAUUGUACAUAGCCAAAAAAAAAAGUUAAUUUGUAGACAGACACAUAAAAACCACAACACCUAUAUAUUUUAUAUUACAAAAUACGUAGAUUUGUAAGCUCAAAAUGCGAGACGACGACACUUGAUAGAGAUGUAGUUUUUUAAUUUAUUUACACACCGCUGGCACUUUAUAGCUACAACAAUUGUAACGUUUUUUAAAUGCAGCCAAGGUCGAGGUCAACAUUUAA